CACAACGGAGAGCAAUGUGGAGCCGGAGAACCGCUGGAUCUCUCCACACACGCUGACCGACCAUGGUCGGUGCUCGCAGCCGGUGCUCGCAGCCGGUGCAGACGGCCCGGACGCCGCCCCCCCGCGGAGAAGAACCGUCUGGGGACGCGGCAGCAUCUCUGCGGGAGCUGCCGCGAUGGAUGCGGCUGUACUUGUACGGGAUGCACGGCGUGACUCUGGACGUGUUGCUGUCCUCGCUGCACGGGGUCUCGAACCAUCGGGACCCCAAACUGCUGGGCUUCUCCUCCCCGUAUCUGUGCGUGGUGCACGCACUGAGCCACUUCGCGCUGGAGAAGGUGUACACGCAGAAGAGGUGUUUCCGAGGUCGGCCUGUGGUGUUUCAUCUGGUCUUCUAUCCGUCCAUCUACAUCGGGCUGCAGAUCCUCAUCGGCCACAUGAGCGCGCUGACCGAGCAGGUGAGGGUGGAGUCCGGGACGCAGCUGGCGGUGCACUACGUCCUGAGUCUCUACUUCACCCAGGUGUUCCACGGAGGGGUGUCCAGGCUGCGGUACCGCUCCUCCGGCACCGCCGACCUCCUGAGCCCGGGGGACAGGGGGGACGCACGGGCCCAUGCGCCCCAGGGUCUCCCCGGCUUUGCGCGCUUCUUCUUCUUCGGGAUGCAGGGCUUUCUGGACGAGGUGCUCUUCACCUCCAUGUUCAACCUGGUGGAGAAGUCGGACCGGACCCUGAGCGGCCACACGUCCCUGUGGUCCUUCCUGAUGUACGGCAGCUGCAGCUUCGUGGUGGAGAAGCUCUACCUGCACCUGCACUUCAGCAGAGGGUGGAGGACGUGGCAGCGGCUCCCCAUCUACAUCUGCUUCAUCUACACCUGGGAGUUCUGCUGGGGCCUGGUCCUCAGGCAGUUCGACGCCUGCUCCUGGGACUACUCCCACUACCCCCACAACUUCAUGGGGCUCAUCACCCUGCUCUACCUGCCCGGCUGGGUCUGCCUCAGUCUGUACCAGGACGUCCUGUCCAAUAUCCUGCUGAGGGUCAAAGUGUGCACCAAAGAUGGGAUUGACUUGGGUGAGGAGAGCAAAGAGGUCAACGGACAGCUGGACUCCAAGAAAAAAAUACUUUAAAUUUUGUCUUUUAGAAGUUUUAAAUCUUACAUGUGAACGGAUGAACAAUUAUUUAUUCUAAGAGAAAGUGAACAGGGCUUAUAUUUAUUACUAAAAACUAAUUUAAUGAGAAAAAAAGUUUAGGUAAAGUAUAUCAUAAUGUGGGACCCGGCCUGGCGGUCAACUCAAACCAUUGGUUGCAUUUAUGCCCACAUGUCUUUAAAGCUGGUUUCAGACAUGCGUUGAACUCUGGUCAUCCUCUGGAGCGGCUCUAUUUGAAAUAUCUUUGGGUGAAGAAGUGGAGCCACACACGUAGCAGACACAGACAAAGAUGUCAAGAAGGCAGACAUCCUCCAGAGUUCUUGUCUGAAAACAGCUUAAGAUACUUUCAGGCUGGAGGCAACAUGUGUUACCAUGACAACAGAUGCUGAGAUUCGGGAAUGAGGACAAAUAUGAGGAUGAGAUUUAAAACCUGAUAUUUCUGGAUCCAUUUCUGAGGAUAAAAACACUAGGAGCUUAUAUGGAGUUUGUAACAUGUUUAAAAUCACUUUACUGCCAUUUUUACCUGUCUGACGUGACCUGUAGUUUUAAUAUUAAGCUAUUUUAAGAUUUCACGACUUUGAAAGUGUGAAUAUUAGGGUUUUGUAAAAUAACUGCAGUGGUAGACUAGCUUGGGUCAGAUUAUAUGCACGCAUGGCAUGCUUUUACUGUAGCUGAAACCUGCAUGCUAAAACACAAAGAAGUAGAAAUACACUUUUUCCAGGUUUAUAAUUAAAUUUUCUCAAAGACUCACAUAUUACCACCUAAAAUUCAGUAUUUAAAGAUUCUAAAACAAAAAGAGCCAUUUGCCCGAUUUUCUUUUAUUCAAAUAGUGGGUUUUAUUAAUUGUUUUAUGAGUGUAUUAGAGUAAUGCAUGGCAACUAAUAGCACAUAGAGAUAAACCCAGUGACGUAUGUAGCAAGAGAAAACCUGUAGCUGAGCGCAGACGAGGAGCUGAGUGAGAUUUUACUGUGAAUCUUUCAUGAACCAAACGUGACUUUGCUGCAGUGCCUUCCUCUGCAAACUGAGUCCGCCGCACUCAGACUAACUAAGUGUCUCACAGGUCUCCAUCUGUUCCAUAGUUUUUCCUGUUUCUAAUGAAAAGAGCAUGAAAUAACCAAUGAUAAUACAAGUGAUGUUUAAAGUUAAAGAUUGCUACGUCUUUAAACCUCACUUAAGAGUUUUUUUAUGGGUCCGAGCUUAAUCGAGUAAUCAAAUUAAUGCCGAAGCACUUUGACUGAGCAAUUUUAUCUCCAACUGAUGGAUUUCUACAUUUCAUAUAAUAUCUGUAAAUCAGCUUCAGAGCUGACUUUUAAAUCUAUCUCACAGAGGAAAACAUUUAAUACAAAUAUAUUUAUCAACUUAUCUUGAAGUAAAUAUGAACCGUAAGCUCAGAGGGAACACAUUUAAACUGAAGACUGCAGCAGUUUGGCUUUACAGUGGUUUUAAAGUCUAAUGAGCACUGUGAAUAAACAUAAUCUUGUCAUGUAUGAAGCUGCCUUUCAAUACAUUUCUGUAAAUUAAGUUCACUUUAUUCAACUCCUACUGUAAGUCAUUUGUAUUGAAUUGCUUUAGGAAUGUCUUAACAUUUUCCUAAUCUUGAAGGUUUUUGAUUUGCCUUAUAAAGUUGUUUUGAGAGUUUGAUAAUCCAUCUGUCAUAAGAUAUUUCAUUUCAGUGCAAAAUAAAAGAUCUAUGGCCUUGUACACUCUGGAAUGUCAUUGAAAACGACCAGACAAUCAAUGAAAUGUCUUAGAAUUAUUCACUUUGGAUUUUACAAUGAAUUUUUAUCUGUUAACACUGGCUUUCUCGUCACACGAGCGUGUGACAUUGACCUUUAUAUAUCCUAAAGAUUUCAAAUGGUCAAAUAACAAUUUAUUUCUGUGUUGUGUUAUUCACAGAUUUACAAAAAAAAUGCUUUUAGAAAAGUUUGGAAUAAAAAUGAAAAGUAGAGAUGGCUGACU
Molecule: messenger RNA, 3101 nt
Organism: Paralichthys olivaceus (Japanese flounder)
Lineage: Eukaryota; Metazoa; Chordata; Actinopteri; Pleuronectiformes; Paralichthyidae
Gene: tmem229a
Product: transmembrane protein 229A
Source: RefSeq, a predicted model, not a curated record